AUCUUGCAAUGGUUUCACUACACUACAGUAAACAAUAAUACUGGACUCUACUAGAUCUAGACAUCUAGGUCUAUAGUUAAUCAUUAGAAUCUGUCUUGAAUCUAGAUAUCUAGUAUUAUACUACAGAUUCUAGAUCUAGUAUUGUAUACUUAUGAUGAUUUGAUAGAAUGACUUAAAAUGAUCAUAAAACUUACAAGGAAAUGUCACCAAUACCUUACAUUUUCACUUAAAGAUGUUAUAUUAUUGUUGAGUUUGAUGUUUAUUGUAGCAUCUGCCUCUGAUCAAGAUCAUGUUUCAGAUGCUAUUAGUACUCAAGACUUGUCAUCAAUUUCAUACCAGAUGUCAACAGUAACUAUCUCAAACAAUAAAACUGAUGAUUCAACUAGUCAAUUAGCUCCUAACUGUACUAUAAAUGUGGAAGAAAUCUGCCCAGACGGUGUCUCUUGCCAUCUAUUAGGGGGAGAGUGUAUAGACUGUGAUUUUAAUUUGUCUUGUGCAUAUGGUACAAAUCAGACCACAAAGUGCAGACCAAAGCCUAAUGUGAAUUGUUCAGGUGAGCAGGUGUUUGAAAAAAUCUAUGAAUGCCGCUAUUGUUAUCAGUUAUCUCCUCAAAAGACGUGGUGCAAUAGAUCUACAGAAUGUGCUCUGAACAAACCUCGUAAUUACUAUCCUGCCAGACCAUUUUAUACUAGCACAUGCUGGGCAAAGCAUGAUAACUUGUGCAUGGGCAGAAGAUGCUUCUAUAAACAAAUACCAUGCAAUUGGUCUCAGGGAUAUAAAUGGUCAACUGCCUUACUCCUUAGCAUUUUUCUUGGAGGUUUUGGAGUAGAUCGUUUUUACCUAGGCCUUUGGAGAGAAGGAAUAGGCAAACUGUUAAGUUUUGGAGGUCUAGGCGUGUGGACAUUAGUUGAUGUUAUUCUUAUUGCUGUUGGAUAUGUGGGACCAUGGGAUGGAUCACUUUAUAUUUAAUUUAUUAUUAAUUUGUUAUGUCCUACAUAAAUGUUGCAGAAUGUUCACAAAUUUAUUAAAUGUUCCCCUUUACCUCUUUAUAAAUAGUUUUUGAAUAUAAUGUUAUCAAUGACCUUCCUGUUACCUGUUACAGUGUAAAUCCCUAGCAAUGAUUUUCAAUCACUCUUAAUACUACAGAACCUGCAAGCAAAACAACUAUUUUUCACUUAUUUUUGUAGUCGUCCAAGCAGGUAUUUAAGAUACUAGUAUGAAGUUUUCUCAGUACAUUAUGCCUGUUUGAGCUAAAUACUAACUUGACUAUUCUGUUCUGAACUUCCUAGUUGUUGGCCUUUCAACAUUGAAUCAAUAACCUGAGAUAACAAUAAUUAACUACUAAAGACUAUCUUUAUUAAUCAGUCAUCUUUUUGAAUCAUUCAUAAAUAUGUUAUCUUGGUUUUAUAAAUCAUAUCAGAUAUCUUUUUGUUCUCUUAAAAUGCUGGAGGUUCUGCUAAUGAAUGUUAAAGCUUAAUGUUUUAGACCUAUCUGGUUUUGCUGCAUGGUCUUGCAGUAUGCGCGCUGGACUGCUGUUCAGUCGUCUUGCUGGUCCAGGGAUUCAUACCCUACCUGCUGCCUUUCUCUGUCGUCCUGCAUGAGGUUUGGACUAGGAAAAAGAUUAUCUUCAACUCUGAAGGAAUAUCUGAAACAUGUAAAAUAUUUUACAAAACACUUUUUAAAAACCGAAUCCUUUUAUAAUAUUUAGAAUUUUUUUUUACUCAAUGAAAAUAUCUUUUAAAAUGUUAGAUUUUAGAUUGCAAAAAUAAAAGCUAUGGUAAACAAAUAUUCUCUUUCCUCAAAACUGAAACAUUGAAAACAAAUGUGAAAAAUGAAAUUUAAGUGGCUAAAGUUGGUAUAAAAAAAAAACUUUUAGAAAUCAGUUUGCUUGUUUGCCUGUUUUGGAUAUUCCUUCAGAAUUGAAGAGUGUUACAUCUUGGUCCAAACAUCCCGCAGUAUAGCAGGGGAUGGAGGCUGGCAGAGUUCAAAACAACAGAUAAGUCCAGAUUGCAUACCACAUGACUAGGCAACCAGCCCUAUCAGAGUGUUGCCUUGUUGCUUCCAUUGAAAGACUCAUUUCGUAGAGCAUUAUUUUUUAAGCUUAAAAAAUCCUAUUCUUGGGAAACAUUUUUAAGAUCCCUAAUGGAAAUUUCUUGUGAUUACAAGGACUCUCUUUUUCAAUUAAAAACAUUUCACAAAAUGGAACAGUCACAACAUACAUUGCAGGUAAAAGGGGUGACUGCCUUGGCUUUAGAGUAGUCAGUCUUUUUUGUAUAAUUUUUCAAAGCUUGCCUUGUCAUUACUUCGCUGCACAUAGUCUAGGGCUUCACAUUCACAAGAAUCAACAUUUAUGUCCACUACUUGUACAUCCUUUUUCAUUAGAUCCACAUGAUGAAAGUGGAGGUGACAUGUUCUUCUUGUUCAUAGAGGAUGACUUCAAAGAUUUGUUUGUCCAACUUCUGGUGGACAAGGCAAAGCAGAUUUUCAGACCUUAAUUAUUAGACUAUUAACCAUAUGGUUGCAACAAUAAAAGAGAAGAAUGAAAAAUGAACUUGACAUAAUAAGAUUUUGAUCGCACCGUCUUAUAUUUCAAUUUUGACUGGGACACAAUUUGUUGGCCUUUAUAUUGAUGUUCUACUGGUAGUCAACCAUGAAUUAUUAUUAACAUGUCCAGACUGGUAUAACAAUGAGUCAUUUUUUUACUUGUAAUUCAUUCUCAUUAAAAUGGAAAUACAUUUUGUGUUCUCAACCCAU
Messenger RNA from Biomphalaria glabrata, 2754 nucleotides. RefSeq names its product TM2 domain-containing protein 3-like. The transcript is spliced from 6 exons. The record is from RefSeq and is a predicted model, not a curated record. Lineage: Eukaryota; Metazoa; Mollusca; Gastropoda; Planorbidae. The coding region runs from base 178 to 969 and encodes 263 amino acids.